This is a messenger RNA of Nomascus leucogenys (northern white-cheeked gibbon), 1647 nucleotides long. It is a transcript of the gene ZNF830, whose product is annotated as zinc finger protein 830. Gene Ontology annotation, molecular function: nucleic acid binding; zinc ion binding. Gene Ontology annotation, biological process: mitotic DNA replication checkpoint signaling; mitotic DNA damage checkpoint signaling; nuclear DNA replication. Lineage: Eukaryota; Metazoa; Chordata; Mammalia; Primates; Hylobatidae. The record is from RefSeq and is a predicted model, not a curated record. Gene Ontology annotation, cellular component: nucleus; spliceosomal complex.
AACCAGAAUCGCUUUGGGUCUGGUCGCCAAGAUGGCGUCCUCCGCCUCCGCUCGGACUCCGGCAGGGAAGCGAGUGGUAAAUCAGGAAGAAUUGCGGCGGUUAAUGAAGGAGAAGCAGCGUCUGAGCACCAAUCGGAAACGGAUAGAAUCUCCAUUCGCGAAGUACAACCGUUUGGGGCAGCUGAGUUGUGCCCUGUGUAACACUCCGGUUAAGAGCGAGCUCCUGUGGCAGACUCACGUCCUGGGAAAGCAGCACCGAGAGAAAGUGGCCGAGCUGAAAGGCGCGAAGGAAGCCAGCCAGGGUUCGUCCGCCAGUUCAGCGCCUCAGUCCGUCAAAAGGAAAGCGCCGGACGCAGACGAGCGAGAUGUCAAGAGAGCGAAGGCCACCUUGGUGCCUCAGGUACAGCCCUCCACAUCUGCGUUGCCCACCAACUUUGACAAAAUAGGAAAGGAGUUCAUUAGAGCGACUCCCAGUAAGCCUUCAGGACUCAGUUUACUCCCCGAUUAUGAAGAUGAGGAGGAGGAGGAAGAGGAGGAGGAAGGAGAUGGAGAAAGAAAAAGGGGGGACGCCAGCAAGCCGCUCUCCGACCCACAGGGCAAGGAGCACUCAGUUUCCUCUUCGCGGGAGGUAACAAGUAGUGUGCUGCCAGACGAUUUCUUUAGUACUAAUCCUCCCAAGGCCCCCAUAAUUCCUCAUUCAGGGUCAAUUGAGAAAGCAGAAAUACAUGAAAAAGUGGUGGAAAGGAGAGAAAACACCGCGGAAGCGUUACCGGAAGGUUUUUUUGACGACCCUGAGGUAGAUGCAAGGGUACGAAAGGUUGAUGCCCCAAAAGAUCAGAUGGACAAAGAGUGGGACGAAUUCCAAAAAGCCAUGAGGCAGGUCAACACUAUUUCCGAAGCCAUAGUUGCCGAAGAGGAUGAGGAGGGACGGUUGGACCGCCAGAUUGGGGAGAUCGAUGAGCAGAUAGAGUGUUACCGACGGGUGGAAAAGCUACGGAAUCGCCAGGAUGAAAUAAAAAAUAAACUUAAAGAAAUCCUGACCAUAAAAGAACUGCAGAAAAAGGAAGAAGAGAAUGCUGACAGCGAUGAUGAGGGGGAACUGCAGGAUUUGUUGUCUCAGGAUUGGAGGGUGAAAGGGGCAUUGUUAUAGGGUUUUAAAGACCCAAGGUUUCUAACAGCCUCAGCUAUUGUGUAAAAAGUGCUGUCUGUCAGUAGUAUAUCGGUUACUUCAUGCCUAAAGAUUUGGGUACCUGGAUUGCUAAACUGGAUUGUUGAGAUAAAAUGAGCCAGUGAGCUGCAGCACUUUGGAAAAUUUGUGUAAAAUGUUUUUGAGGUAAAGUUGUUUUUAAAAUUUCUGAAGUGUUAUAUACCAAAAUGCCAACUUUUCCACGACAGACUUAACUGUAUAAUUUCGUUGUAAAAUCUGUGAGUUGUAAAUAUUGUACAUAGUUAAAUCUGUAUUCUGUUUUGAAUUUUUUUAAUUAAUAGACCAACCGGCAAACUUCCAGAUGAAUGCUCACUGUGGUAUUUGGAAUGUAUGUAUCUUCUGAACCCUACAUCAAGUUGAAAAGGUUUGUUUUUUUGUUUCUUUGGUUUUUGUUUGGUUUUUUAGAACACUUCAUAAACACAUAAGUCAUUGUAGGUUAA